AUGAAUCUAACUGCUAAUAUUUAUGUCUUUCCCAUAUAUAUAACUGUAAUUCGGUAUGCAUGUUCGUUUUCAAAAACAAACAUCCGCGCCUUAACUGAUAGUUCAGAGUAUAAAGAUGCUGGUUUUGAUGUUAUGGGUGAAAGUAUUCUUGACGAUGAUGUUGAAGAGAUGAUGAUCAAUAAAUACAAGUCUGAGCUUGAUUACGGGUGCCCUGGUUUAGAUUACCUGGGAGUUGGGUAUGAUUCCAUUUAUGCCAACUCUCUAGGAACAGAUGAAUCCAUGUUGGACGCUGGCUACAGAGCACCAAUAAUUGAGUUCACAUGGAGAAAAAAUUCUCAAGGAUAUUCUCCAACACUAGGAUCACUUCAUCCUGUUGGUGGAUGGGUUAGACCUGUAUUUUCCUGCGGGAGAACAUCAAAGAUUCACGAAAUCCGCGAUAUGGAAGACUUCAAACAGGCCAUAUCAGCAAAUGCAAAGUUAGAUGGGGACGUGCCAUUCAAUGCCUUUUCUGGUUCCGCAGCUUAUAAAGAUGCCCUUUCGAAUCUCAAGUCUAAAAAACAGAAAAUAUACAACAAAACUGAACAAUGUAUAAGGUACCAAGUAGGAAUACCACUAAAUCUACCGUGGAAGUUGAUUGAUUCAUUCAUUGAGACCAUUGAACAUUUACCAGUUCUGAAAAGAAGCGAAGUCAAUAAUUGUACUAUCAACGACAUGAAGACUAAUUUAAAGGAUAAAUGCAAAUCUGUAGAUAAGUGGAUGAAGUUUUUUGAAAUGUUUGGAACACAUUUUACACAUCAACUCACAUUAGGUGGUAAAAUAACACAAAGUAUAAAGUUAGAUUCCUCACGUUUACAAGAUUUAAAAAAACAAGGAAUAGAUGUAGAGCUAGCAGUGUCCAGCAGACUGGGAUCUUUGGAUGCAAAUUUAACUGCCCAAACAAAAGAUCAACGAGCUAUACUUGAGGAUAUUGGAUUCGAAAAAAUGUCAAUUAUAGGAGGUAACAUGCCAAAAUUCCCUCUAACAGAUGCUGAAUUUGCCAUUUGGGGAGAUUCCGUAGCACAAAAUCCAAUGCCAGUUGGUAUUGUUGCAAGUAGUAUAAAACGACUUUUAAAUACAAAAUUGCAUCAUUCAUUCGACUAUGCUUUGCAACAAUACGCUCUAAUAAAUGGCAUCUCAUACGAGGAAUUUCAGAUUAUUAAUGGAAACAAAGCCAGUUUUAUAAAUGUAAUGGAUGGAGAAACCGUUGUAUCUUGGAAUACAAGAGGAACUGACAUAAAAUGUCCAAAGAAACACAAGGUCUUGUUUGGAUUUUCCUUAAUUUUUGGGAAUGAUGGUGGGCUUUCUGGAUUAAUAAAAUGCAAGACUAAAGCGUUUGUUUACAUGCAAUUUACAAGCACAAUAGGAACGGAUGCACCGUACCCUAUGAUAAAUCUAUAA
This is a messenger RNA of Theileria equi strain WA, 1437 nucleotides long. Its product is annotated as MAC/Perforin domain-containing protein. The transcript has 7 exons. The coding region runs from base 1 to 1437 and encodes 478 amino acids. The record is from RefSeq and is a predicted model, not a curated record. Lineage: Eukaryota; Apicomplexa; Aconoidasida; Piroplasmida; Theileriidae.